Molecule: messenger RNA, 1576 nt
Organism: Lactuca saligna
Lineage: Eukaryota; Viridiplantae; Streptophyta; Magnoliopsida; Asterales; Asteraceae
Source: the annotation of a GenBank genome assembly
AUGGAUUCUGAGCAAAUACACCCGAUAUUCGAUUUUUCUUCAACCAAAUUGUUUGUUCCUCUUCCUAGAGCUAGGGUUUCAACAGUUCUAAGCACAACACCACUCAUAUUGCGAAAUUCAGAAAUGGCGCAUCUAUACAAAAGUAGACUCCAAAACUAUGCACAAAAGAAGAACAUUACUUUCCCUGUGUAUGCCUGUGAGAUGCAAGGCCCACCCCAUGCUCGUCUCUUCAAAGCACGUGUCACCUUAGAUGGAGCUACAUUCGAAGGACCCGAAUUUUGCACCACAUUGAAAGAUGCAGAACAUGCAGCUGCUAAAGUCGCUUUCAUGGCAUUAUCACCAGAUGGAACACAAGAAGAUGAUUGUUUAUACAAGAGUCUUUUACAAGAAUUGGCUCAAAAGAAGGGUCUUCUUCUUCCUGUUUAUGCCACAAAUCGAACUGGCCAACCUCAUAUGCCAUGUUUCUCCUCUACAGUUGAGAUAGCAGGUGAAUGCUAUGCUGGGCAAGAAGCACGGACUAAAAAGCAAGCAGAGAUGAAUGCAGCAAAAGUUGCUUUUAUGGCUCUUACAGAAGGGGGACAAAGAACAAACAAUGCUGCUGUCUUUUCUGACAUCCAGAUUCCGGGAGCUUCUAUUUCUGGAUCUUCCAGCUCACAGACAGUGACAAUCGAUGAUAAAGAAUCUACCCUCGAGCAAACCACUAAUAAAAUGCGGACAAUUUCCAUUAACGACCCUCCCACUUAUCCAAUUGCAAAAGAACCCGAGAAACCAAAAGGAUAUUAUGGAUUGAAGAACUUAGAAGAUGGACUCUAUAUGGCUACAGCUCCUACAGAAGAUAUACAAAAGAAGCAUGCAAUCACCAUGGCGCCAGGUGUCAUCCAUCGACCUCAGCCAAAAACCACAUCGAAUGUUGUUGAUGAAGCGAAAUUGAAUAUCAUGCGGGAAAAUCUCAUAACUCGAGCCAGUCAAGCUCGUGAAGGAUCAGGAUCAGGGUCAAAUGGAAAAAGAAAUCAAUCUUAUGUUAGGGUUGACCUUGUUAAGAAUUCGGGUGGUGCAAUGCCACAAAAAUCCAAGAUUGUGAUUCGAGCACAUGCACAAGGCAUGACGUAUGAGGGUCCCAUCCAUGUUUCUGAUGACGAGUGGGUGGCCAUGAAAGUGAAUGUUGAAGAUGAAGUGUGAUUUGGGACUAUUGCAGAAGGAUCAAAGAUGUUUGUCUAAGAUCAAAUUAGUGGUGUAAUUUCUUUGGGUUUUUGAAUCCUUAUAUUCUAUCACUUUGUAUUCAGGCGUAAGAGUUCUGCAGUGAUAUGAUGAGUUAGGCGGUGAUAUUGUGAACCCAAGGUUAAUACUUCAUAUGUGUAUGCUAGAGAUUGACGAUUUCAACCCAUUUGCUUAUGAAAUGAUCAAUUUGGGUUGAAUUCUCUUACUGGUUGAAUGUGUAAAACAAAUAAAAAGCUAGAAAGAAAGCAUGUUGAAUCAAAAUUUCCACAUGAAUUAUUAGAAUAGAGGAAAUUAUAAUUUGAAGGAAUUGUAAUAUUCACAAGUUUGGUUGGUGGAAAAUGAACUGGGAUUCUAUAAA